GGUGGAGGCCGCCGCCGCCGCCGUCCUGUGGGCGCAGGCGCACUCCCGCCCUUCUCGUCUCGCGUGGCCCUCAAGAUGGCGGCCUUCUGUGAGGAGUUCGCGCUGUGCCCUUUGGCGGGAGCCGGGGUCCCCUCUCAGGGGCCGCUGGGCCUGGAGCAGGAUGCGGACCGGGUGCUGCUCACGGACCGAGGCCGGACGGUGACGCUGUAUAAGGUUUCAGAUCAAAAACCACUGGGUUGCUGGUCAGUCAAACAAGGUCAAACAAUUACAUGCCCUGCUGUGUGCAAUGCUGAAACAGGGGAGUUCAUUAUUGUCCAUGAUGAUAAGGUUUUACAGAUAUGGAAGGAAGAUGACAGUAACUUGGAUAAAGCCUUUAAAGCAACGUUGUCAGCAGAUGUGUAUCGGAUACAUUCUCUGCCUGAUACCGAACCCCUGGUCCUGUUCAAAGGUGGUGCUGUCAAGAGUUUAGAUGCUUUACUCACAGCCCCUCAGCAAGAAAUUGAAAGCGUUGUUUCAGACGAAGUUAUUAGAUGGAGUGAUGCUUUCUUGGACGUUGGACAUCCUGUUGUUACAUUUAUUACUGAGCAGGAUGGGAAUUGCUUCAUAUAUGUUCAGCAGUGUAAUCCAUGCAUCCUUCAGAAGUUUAAACUGGAACAAGGUGGCGAGUCAGCCACACCGCUGGGUUUUGCAGCAUACUUGAAAAACAAAGUUGUCACGUUGCUUUGCUUGUAUUCCAACGGAUGUGUGUAUAAGGUUCUGGUGCCCCUGCAACAGAGUGGCUCUGAAGAAGAGCAAUUUUUACAAAAGUCUCUUCUGAUCAGACUUCUAGUAUCCGGCAGUAUUUUAAAAAGCACUUCAAUUGCUAUUCUCGAUAAAGAUCAUAUUGCCAUAACAGGAUGUUUGGAUUCCCCAGAUGGCCGCGUUAAAGAUUGCUUUUCCAUAUGGAAUAUAAAAUUUCAAACAUUACAGGCUUUAAAGGAAUUACCACGGGGAACCACUGGACAAUGUUGGUGUUACGGAGACAAACUCUUCAUAACACAUGGUAACGAAUUAACAGUAAUAUUGUAUAAGUGUGAAACAUCUUCCUUGGCUGCUGCUGUUGGGAAAGUUAAGGAUACACAAACAUCAGAAAUGAAGAUUAUACCUGCAGAUUGGAACAUGCUUCAAGAAGAUGAUCUGAUAGGUGCAAAGCCAGAUCAGCCUGCUAAGUGUGAAUCUAAUAGGCUGUUGAGGUCAAGAAAGAGCAUGGAUGCAAAAACUCAACUGGAGACUCUGACAAUGGAACAGCUGCUUUUAAUUAUCAAGGAUUCUUCUCAGAAUGUAAUUGAAGAAAAGCUGAAGACAUUUUUCUCCAGUACUCAGAUACCAGACUUUCAAGCAUCAGUUGGAUGCGUACUAUCUGCUCUUGUGAACAGGUGUAAAAGAGAGUCCUCAUUUUACCCUCAGAAUUGCCUGGUGCAAAUUAUCCAGACACAAGGCCUCUCUUACAGUAUGUGCCCAGAUCUAAUGGCAGUUGCCUUGGAGAAAACAGAUGUACACUUGUUACAACUAUGUCUCCAGCAAUUUCCUGACAUCCCUGAAGCAAUUACCUGUGCUUGCCUGAGGACUUUCCUGAGCAUUGGUGAUGACCGCCUUGAAGAAAUGAAUGUGUAUUUAGAUUCUGUAGCAGGUUGUGUUGAUACUGCGCACAACAACAGAAUGGGAACGCAGUCUAAAGUUAUACAGAAUGGCUUCAAUUCUGAGCUCCCGGAAGAAGACAUCUGCGACACACCGUUAACUCAGAAAUCUCACAUGACAUACACAAGAGAAAUAUGCCCUGUUGGACCACAGAAGGCAACGUUGCUAAACACCAUUCUUCGUUCAGCAUACAGUGAGACAUUUCUUUUGCCUCAUCUGAAAGAUCUCUCAGCUGAGCAAGUCAUUUUAUUUCUCCGGUAUCUGCAGUAUCUGUACAUGAAGUGCAAUGAAGAGGCUGCUGUAGACCUUCCUGUAAUAUUUUGUCUGUCGAUAAACCAGAUCAUGGACUGGAUAUGCCUUCUCCUAGAUGCUCACUUUACAGUUAUUGUGAUGUUGCCAGAAGCAAGAGAAUUACUUUCUAAGCUGCACAAGUUUGUUAGAGCCCAAGUACGUUUUUACUCAGAACUCAACAAGAUUGAAGGAAGCCUGAAGCAUUUGCAAAGGAUACAGCACCCAGAUGAUGUGGGCUUAUAUUCCAUUGAAGUUCUGAAACUUGUAUGAAUAAGGCACAUGUUUCUCAUAAAAUUAUUGUUACGAAUCUA
Podarcis raffonei (Aeolian wall lizard) is the source of this 2279-nucleotide messenger RNA. RefSeq names its product nucleolar protein 11 (gene NOL11). Gene Ontology annotation, molecular function: RNA binding; protein binding. Bases 76 to 2238 code for a protein of 720 amino acids. Gene Ontology annotation, cellular component: nucleolus; nucleus. Gene Ontology annotation, biological process: maturation of SSU-rRNA. The record is from RefSeq and is a predicted model, not a curated record. The transcript is spliced from 18 exons. Lineage: Eukaryota; Metazoa; Chordata; Lepidosauria; Squamata; Lacertidae.